GCCAAGCAGUGAAUUCGGGGAUGUCUGUGGCAGGGAUGAGGCCCGUGCUCUCUUUGUGUCUGAACCUGGCCCUGGCCUGGGCCUGGGCUUCUCCUCAGACAACUUGCCGACUGCGGGAGCGUUUCCGUCUGAAUGGGAUGUACCGCAAGGGGGACUUGGUUCUUGGGGGCCUGUUUGAGGUGCACUUCCUGACAGUGUUCCCUGAGCUGUCUUUUACGUCCAAGCCAGAACAGCCGAGGUGUGAGUGGCUUGAUUUUCCAGGGUUCCAGGCAGUGCAGACCAUGGUCUUUGCGAUUGAAGAAAUCAACAAAAACCCAGACCUGCUACCCAACAUCACCCUGGGAUUCCAUAUCUAUGACAACUGCGCGAAGCUUGGCAUUGCAUUUGGUGCAGCCACAGCACUGGUCAGCGGUACAGACGAGUCCUUCUCUGACUUGGGAUGCACAGGUUCUCCGCCGAUUCUGGGCAUCGUGGGUGAUCCAAGCUCCACCAACUCCAUCGCCAUGUCCAGUGUGCUAGGCCUGUUUCGUGUUCCCAUGGUGAGUUACUUUGCCACAUGUUCAUGCCUAAGUGACAGACAGCAGUAUCCCUCCUUCUUCAGAACCAUCCCCAGUGAUGCCUUCCAGGUCAGAGCCAUGGUGCAGAUCCUGCAGAGGUACGGCUGGAAGUGGGUGGGACUCCUCUUCAGUGAUGAUGAUUAUGGGGUGCAUGCAGCUCAAUCCUUCCGCCAGGAGGUCAGUCACUUUGGCUGUGUGGCCUUCUCCGAGAUGCUGCCCCACAACAAUGACCGGGCUGAGGUCCAACGGAUUGUGAGCAUCAUUCGCUACUCCACAGCGAGGGUGGUGGUGGCAUUCUCUGCGGAGGCAUACCUGUUGCCCCUCACUGAGGAGAUAGCCCAGCAGAACCUCACAGGGCGGCAGUGGAUUGCCAGCGAAGCUUGGGCCACUGCAGCAGUCUUCCACACACAACGGCUGCUGCCCUUCCUCGGUGGAGCCCUGGGCAUCGCCAUCCAUAAGGGAGAUAUCCCGAGGCUCCAGGACUUUCUGCUCAGUCUUCGCCCAGAUUUUGACCCUGGAAAUAACAUGGUGAACAUGUUUUGGGAGAAGAUGUUCAGCUGUAGCUUCAAAGCAGACUCCCCCAGCAGGGUGUGCACGGGACAGGAGAGUCUGGAGGGCACAGAGUCAGCGUACAGUGAUGUGUCAGCACUCAGGUACUCUUACAAUGUCUACAAAGCGGUGUACGCCCUGGCACAUGCCCUGCAUGAUCUGCUGCUGUGCACGCCUGGGACAGGGCCCUUCCCAGGACACUCCUGUGCUGAGCUGCACACUCUGCAACCCUGGCAGCUGGUACCUUACCUGCAAAGGGUUAACUUUACCACCAGCUUUGGUGACCAAGUGUCCUUUGAUGAAAAUGGUGAUGCCCUGGCCAUCUAUGAUGUGAUGAACUGGCAGAGGGCAUCAGACGGGUCCAUCACAGCCGUGACAGUCGGGGUUUUUGACGAAUCCGCCCCUCCUGGACAGAAGCUCCAGCUGGAGGAAAAAAACAUCUUCUGGAAUACUGAGUCAAACAAACCCCCGCGCUCCAUCUGCAGUGAGCCCUGCCCCCCAGGCACCAGGAGGGCAAUAAGGAAGGGCGAGCCAGUCUGCUGCUUUGACUGCCUUCCCUGUGCAGAUGGGGAGAUCAGCAACCAGACAGAUUCCAACGAGUGCUACAGGUGCCCGGUGGACUUUUGGUCAAACCAACUCAGAGACCACUGUGUACCCAAGGAAAUCGAGUUCCUCUCCUUCCAGGAACCCCUGGGGAUCUCCCUAACAACCAUCUCAGUGUUGGGGGCGUGCAUCUGCACUGUCACCUUGUCCGUGUUUGCCCGUCACAGUAACACACCUGUUGUGAAGGCCAACAAUUCUGAGCUGAGCUUCCUGCUCUUGCUGUCACUCACACUGUGUUUCCUGUGUUCCCUGCUGUUCAUUGGCCAGCCUCAACGGUGGACGUGCCGGCUGAGGCAUGCUGCAUUCGGGAUCAGUUUUGCCCUCAGCAUCUCCUGUAUCCUGGUCAAGACCAUCGUAGUGGUGAUGGCCUUCAAGGCUGCACGGCCGGGCGGGAACACGAUAAAGUGGUUUGGUGUGCAGCAGCAGAGGGGCACUGUGCUGGCCUUCACCAUCAUCCAAGCAGUGAUUUGCGUGGCAUGGCUGACCGUUGCUUCACCGGUGCCCUACAAAAACACCCGCUUACAGAACUCUAAGAUCAUCUACCAGUGCACGGUUGGGUCAAUAGCCGGGUUUGGUGCUCUGCUGGGCUACAUCGGCCUGCUAGCGGCCAGCAGCUUCCUGCUGGCCUUCCUGGCAAGGAAUCUGCCUGACAACUUCAACGAGGCCAAGUUCAUCACCUUCAGUAUGUUGAUUUUCUGCGCUGUCUGGAUCGCCUUUGUCCCCGCCUACGUCAGCUCUCCAGGAAAGUACUCAGAUGCAGUGGAGAUAUUCGCCAUCCUGGCCUCCAGCUUUGGGCUCCUGGGAGCGAUAUUUGCCCCAAAAUGCUACAUUAUCCUGCUGCAUCCAGAGAAAAACACUAAGAAGGCCCUGAUGGGACGAGAUGCCCCAAAUAAGUAAAUGUUUUAUUCACAUUGAUAUUUCAAGCAAAGAUGUAAAUCUCGCAAUCUUUGUUAAAAAUAUGACUUUGUUAUUGAUAUAUACUCAAUGACAUGCAUAUAAAUUCACUCAAAAAAAUAAAGA
Messenger RNA from Anguilla anguilla (European eel), 2729 nucleotides. RefSeq names its product extracellular calcium-sensing receptor-like. Gene Ontology annotation, biological process: G protein-coupled receptor signaling pathway. The record is from RefSeq and is a predicted model, not a curated record. The transcript is spliced from 6 exons. Gene Ontology annotation, cellular component: membrane. Gene Ontology annotation, molecular function: G protein-coupled receptor activity. Bases 21 to 2606 code for a protein of 861 amino acids. Lineage: Eukaryota; Metazoa; Chordata; Actinopteri; Anguilliformes; Anguillidae.